UCCGCGAGCGCAGUGUCACGUGAUGUGUUAGAUCGGAGCUGGCAACUGCCGUUCCAGUAUCCACACCGCACUUAUCUUGAUCGCGAUUGUUUCCAGCAUACUGCAUCUCUCUCAUUAUCUUAUUCAAUAUGUCUUCCGGUGUGACACCAGCUCCCGAAUGUCUCCAGAGAUUUGAACAACUGAAGAUGUCCAAAUCGCUGAAGUACAUUUUCUUCAAAUUGAACGAUACCCGGACGGAGAUCGUCGUUGAUAAGACUUCGGAUAGUUCUGAUUACGAAGAAUUUCUGGACAACUUGCCUAGCGAUGGUUGCAAAUGGGCCGUCUACGACUUCGACUAUAAGUUGGAAGAUGGGUCGCAGAGGAACAAGCUCUGCUUCUUCUCCUGGUCACCAGACAAUGCACCCAUUCGGGCAAAGAUGGUCCACGCAUCCUCAAAGGAUGCGCUACGGAAGUCGCUACAGGGGAUUAGUGUGGAGAUCCAGGGAACGGAUCUAACGGAGGUUGCAUAUGAAACCGUCCUCGACAAGGUGAAGCGCUUCAUCCGAUAGGUAGUUGUACCAGUCUGGUUUGAUCUGUGAUGUUAGCUCAGAAGAUGCACAUUACUGUAAACCUUGUUUUGAUGUAGUAAUCGUGAAGAUAGUUGUAUAAAGCUGCAAAGGAUUCACACUACGGUACGAGCAGAUGUAGUCAAGACUUUUCUCAAUUAUGAAGCGUCCAAAAUCCCGUCGA
This is a messenger RNA of Suillus plorans, 729 nucleotides long. Its product is annotated as actin depolymerizing factor. Gene Ontology annotation, molecular function: actin filament binding. Gene Ontology annotation, biological process: actin filament severing; actin filament depolymerization; cell motility. Lineage: Eukaryota; Fungi; Basidiomycota; Agaricomycetes; Boletales; Suillaceae. The record is from RefSeq and is a predicted model, not a curated record. The transcript is spliced from 5 exons. Gene Ontology annotation, cellular component: cytoplasm; actin cortical patch; actin cytoskeleton. The coding region runs from base 129 to 548 and encodes 139 amino acids.